Messenger RNA from Cajanus cajan (pigeon pea), 2357 nucleotides. RefSeq names its product CDPK-related kinase 3. Gene Ontology annotation, biological process: protein phosphorylation. Gene Ontology annotation, molecular function: calcium ion binding; protein kinase activity; ATP binding. The record is from RefSeq and is a predicted model, not a curated record. Lineage: Eukaryota; Viridiplantae; Streptophyta; Magnoliopsida; Fabales; Fabaceae.
AGAACCCUGGAACCUUAUGCAACAGUGACACUCACACACACAAAACACACACGCCUUUCUCUGUUUGUUAACAGAGCUGAGCUUGUCCAUGCUUUCUGGGUGUCUGUCUCUGUCGCGCGCUGUCUCACUUUCUCUCUCUAAAACCCUUUCUCUCUCUACCUGACUCAAAUUCUCUGAUUUUAUCGUUUUCUCAGAGCAGAUUCGCUCCUCCCAUGUGACAUGGGCCAGUGCUACGGCAAGAACAAUCUCAGGCCCCAAAAUGACGACGCCGCCGAUGACUCUGCCGUCGCAGUCGCCGGAUCCGCCGAUGUCCCGCCCUCUCCGCUGCCGCCCAAGGACACGCCGGCGCGGGCCAACCCCUGGCCGAGUCCCUUUCCUCACGGCGGAGGCACGGUGACGCCGUCGCCGGCAAGGAGCACGCCGAGGAGGUUUUUCCGGCGGCCGUUCCCGCCGCCGUCGCCUGCGAAGCACAUAAGGGCGUCGCUGGCGAAGCGGCUGGGGCACGCGAAGGCGCCCAAGGAGGGGCCGAUCCCGGAGGAGGAGGCGGCGGCGGCCGCGACGGAGCAGUCGCUGGAUAAGAGCUUUGGGUAUGGGAAGAAUUUUGGGGCAAAAUUUGAAAUUGGGAAAGAAGUGGGGCGAGGGCAUUUCGGUCAUACCUGCUGUGCUAAGGGGAAGAAGGGUGACCUCAAAGACCAACCUGUUGCAGUUAAGAUCAUUUCCAAGGCUAAGGUAGGGUUAGUUACUUUGUUGGUAGUAAAAUGUUACCGGUUUUUUCCCUAUUUGUCUCUAUUUCAGAUGACCACUGCAAUAGCAAUUGAAGAUGUUCGCAGGGAGGUGAAGAUAUUAAAAGCUCUAUCUGGUCAUAAACAUCUCGUCAAAUUUCAUGAUGCUUUUGAGGAUGCCAACAAUGUGUACAUAGUUAUGGAAUUGUGUGAAGGUGGGGAGCUUCUUGACAGAAUUUUGUCAAGGGGAGGAAAGUAUUCGGAGGAGGAUGCCAAGGUUAUAGUUUUACAGAUCCUAAGUGUGGUUGCUUUUUGUCAUCUUCAAGGUGUUGUGCACCGGGAUUUGAAACCUGAGAAUUUCCUUUUCACUUCAAGAAGUGAAGAUGCUGACAUGAGGCUUAUUGAUUUUGGUCUUUCCGACUUCAUCCGACCAGAUGAACGGUUGAAUGACAUUGUUGGGAGUGCCUAUUACGUGGCACCUGAGGUCCUUCACAGGUCGUAUAGUCUGGAAGCAGAUAUCUGGAGUAUUGGUGUUAUUACCUAUAUCUUGCUAUGCGGAAGUCGACCUUUCUGGGCACGAACAGAAUCUGGAAUUUUUCGUGCAGUGCUUAGAGCUGACCCUAACUUCGAUGAUUUGCCGUGGCCUACUGCCUCUGCAGAGGCCAAGGACUUCGUAAAACGACUCCUAAACAAGGACUACAGGAAAAGAAUGACAGCUGUCCAAGCUCUAACUCAUCCUUGGUUGAGGGAUGACAGCCGCCCGAUCCCUUUAGAUAUCUUAGUUUAUAAACUAGUGAAGGCUUAUCUUCAUGCAACUCCAUUCAAACGUGCAGCAGUGAAGGCCCUUUCAAAAGCCUUGCCAGAGGAUGAAUUGCCCUACCUUAGGGCACAAUUCAGAUUGUUGGAACCAAAUAGAGACGGGCACAUCUCCCUUGAUAAUUUCAAAAUGGCUCUUGUACGCCAUGCAACUGAUGCCAUGAGGGAGUCAAGGGUUCUUGAUAUUGUAAAUGCGAUGGAGCCACUUGCCUACAGAAAGAUGGACUUUGAAGAAUUUUGUGCAGCUGCAAUUAGCACAUAUCAAUUGGAGGCACAUGAUAGGUGGGAAGAUAUUGCAUCAACUGCUUUUGAACAUUUUGAGAGUGAAGGAAAUCGACCGAUAGCGGUUGAAGAAUUAGCCAGAGAGUUGAAUCUUGGGCCUUCAUCUUAUUCAGUUCUCAAAGAUUGGAUCCGAAAUACUGAUGGAAAGCUUAGUUUACUUGGAUAUACAAAAUUUUUGCAUGGUGUGACUCUCCGUAGUUCAAACCCAAGAAACCGGUAGUCUUGGGCCCUUUAACAUAUAGUUUCAAGAUUCGGGGGAAAAAACAGAAGAAAAAAAAACAUAGAGAUUUAGAGAUUUUUUGUGGAAUUAUUUUGGUUUCAUUUUUCUUUCAUGGUGGGGGAAAGAAAAUUAUGUGUACAUGAAUGUGUUAGCGAGUGAGUACAGGGAAUGUGGAGUCGAUUAUAUGCCAAAUUGAGCCUUCGCAAAUGAUAUGUUCCUAUGGGUCUGGAUCCCAUAAAUAUUCAUUAAUUUGUGAAUGUUUUAAAAGAUUACAUAUAGUCAAAAUUAAAGCAGUUUGAAUCCAAAUUAGCCGUUUA